CCGGGGGAUAUCGUUGUCGCUGGUGAAGCGAUAUCCGGUCAGGACCUCCCUUAUAAAGUACAAAUGUGAUGCUUUCAGUCAACGGAGAUGGAUUUCCCAGAAGCAAGAAGAGAAGCAAGAAGAGAGGCUGAAACCACGCCCCCGGAUGCACGAGAACAUCUACACGGUGCCCAACAUCCUCACCUUGACGCGGCUGCUGGCAGCCCCGGCGGUGGGCUACCUGCUCGUGCACGACUGCCACGCCGCGGCGUUCUCGCUCUUCGCCUACGCGGGCUUAACCGACCUGGUCGACGGCUACAUCGCCCGCCGCUUCCACCUGCAGACCGUCGUGGGCACCAUCAUCGACCCCAUGGCCGAUAAGCUGCUCAUGACCGUCAGCGUCGUCUGCAUGGCCGUCAACGGCUCCAUCCCCGUCUGGCUGGCCGUCAUCAUUCUCGGUCGCGACCUCGCCCUCUCCUUCUCAGCCAUCUAUUAUCGUUGGAUCUCCCUCCCGCCUCCAAAAACCAUGGCCCGCUAUUGGGAUUUCUCCCUCCCCUCCGCCGAGGUGAAACCAACAGCCAUCUCAAAGGUAAACACUGCUCUCCAGCUUGUCCUUGUCGGCUCCGCCAUGGCCAUGCCCUUGAUCCCAGAGGCUAUCUUGGCCGCUUGGGGGCUCCAGACCGGAAUGGUUGCCUUUCAGUGAGUUCCCUUUCUUCUUCUUCUUCUUCUUCUUCUUCUUCUUCUUCUUCUUUUCUUUUGGCCUGGAGUAUCCUGUCCACCCGCCGAUAUAAAUCCUUUUCCUUCUUGCUCCUUCACGUACGACCACAGGGUGUGGAAAACAGGGCUUCCCGUCCGCUCAGCCGUACUUAAGCCACACGCCGGUCAGUUAGUAGUUGGGUGGGUGACCACCAGCGAAUCCUGACUGUUGUACGUUUUUAUAUUUUUAAUACUUGGCCGUGGAUUGCGUUCAUAUUAUGUUCAUAUUCUGUUUAUCUUUAUGAUGUUGUUUAUAUGUUGUUUGAUGUAUGCUAAUGAUAGAUACCUCGUCGGCGC
Messenger RNA from Penicilliopsis zonata CBS 506.65, 1032 nucleotides. RefSeq lists its product as hypothetical. Lineage: Eukaryota; Fungi; Ascomycota; Eurotiomycetes; Eurotiales; Aspergillaceae. The coding region runs from base 146 to 682 and encodes 178 amino acids. The record is from RefSeq and is a predicted model, not a curated record. The transcript is spliced from 2 exons. Gene Ontology annotation, cellular component: mitochondrion; membrane. Gene Ontology annotation, biological process: cardiolipin biosynthetic process. Gene Ontology annotation, molecular function: cardiolipin synthase activity.